CACAAUUUGCGCUUCACCCCAUACCAAGCAUUUCUUUUCGAAACGUGACUAAACUAUGCGUGUUCUUUUGUGCCUCGUCAUCGCUGGAAUCGCCAUGAUUGACAAUACCAAAGCAGAUAUACUCGACAGCCUUUGGAACGACGUUGAAAAGUCUGCAGAUAAUUUCAAGGAAGGAACGAUCCAAAAGGUCGAGGAUGAUACCAAAGACUACGUCGACAACGCACACUCUAAGUAUAAGGAAACUCGUGACGAUGCAAAAGAUCUACUCGACAAUUUCCGGUCGGACGAUGAUUAGUGAAUAGA
Plasmopara halstedii is the source of this 303-nucleotide messenger RNA. RefSeq lists its product as uncharacterized. The transcript has a single exon. Bases 56 to 295 code for a protein of 79 amino acids. NCBI's taxonomy places the organism in Eukaryota, Oomycota, Peronosporomycetes, Peronosporales, Peronosporaceae. The record is from RefSeq and is a predicted model, not a curated record.